Messenger RNA from Talpa occidentalis (Iberian mole), 815 nucleotides. Its product is annotated as centromere protein V-like protein 3. The transcript has a single exon. The record is from RefSeq and is a predicted model, not a curated record. Gene Ontology annotation, molecular function: carbon-sulfur lyase activity. Lineage: Eukaryota; Metazoa; Chordata; Mammalia; Eulipotyphla; Talpidae. Bases 30 to 815 code for a protein of 261 amino acids.
GGGCACACGCUUGGCAGGCUGCGGGCGCCAUGGGCAGAGUGAGGAGAGGCGCGAACGCUGAGCCGCGUGGGCGCCUGCAGCCCGGGGGUCCCGCAGCAGCCGUCCGCGCAGCCGUCCGGGUCGGGGGCGGCCGGCGCCCACCCGUGCGAGUCCGGAUGAGGAGCCACGCAGCGGGGAGGCGGCCGGGCGCCCGCAGGGACUCGACCCGGCUGCGGCGCAAGCGCUGGUGGCGGCGGGCCCGGGCGGCCGGCUGCAGAGAUCCGCUGGCGCCCGCGAAGCCGCCGCCGGCCGCCCCGUCCCCCAGCGAGAUGGACCUGGGCGCGCAGCGCGAGCGCUGGGAGACGUUCAGGAAGCGGCGGGGCCUCAGCUGCGAGGGCGCCGCCAAGUUCCUGCUGGACACCUUCGAGUACCCGGGGCUGGUGCACCACACCGGGGGCUGCCACUGCGGCGCCGUGCGCUUCGCCGUCUGGGCGCCCGCGGACCUGCGCGUGGUGGAUUGCAGCUGCCGCCUGUGCAGGAAGAAGCAGCACCGGCACUUCCUCGUUCCGGCCGCGCGCUUCACGCUCCUGCUGGGCGCCGACAGCCUGGUGUCCUACCGCUGCCACACGCACCCGGCGCUGCACAGCUUCUGCAGCAGGUGCGGGGUGCAGAGUUUCCACGCAUCGGUGUCUGAGCCCGGCGUCUACGGCGUCGCCCCGCACUGCCUGGACCCAGGCACGGUGCGCAGCGUGGUCAUCGAGGAGGGGGACGGCGGCGACUGGGGCGAGGAAGCCGCCAAGGAGCACGAGACCCUCCCGAGCGCGACCGGCCAGUGA